Molecule: messenger RNA, 3704 nt
Organism: Leguminivora glycinivorella
Lineage: Eukaryota; Metazoa; Arthropoda; Insecta; Lepidoptera; Tortricidae
Gene: RapGAP1
Product: rap1 GTPase-activating protein 1
Exons: 13
Coding region: 604-2889 (761 amino acids)
Biological process (GO): regulation of small GTPase mediated signal transduction; activation of GTPase activity
Cellular component (GO): cytoplasm
Molecular function (GO): GTPase activator activity
Source: RefSeq, a predicted model, not a curated record
CCGGCGUAGACGUUGCGUCGUUCUCGAUUUUCGCGCUGCGAUCGUGUUUUGAUUACUCCGAUCUCUUCACAGCUAUCUAAAUUAUAACAGAAAUUUUCUCAGCUGAAUAAAUAAAGUGUAUUGACUGUGUUAAAAAGUGCUAGAAAGUUUUUGAACUGUUUGAGAAUAAGUGUGAAUUAAGUCUUAAAGAUUACCCGUGUUGACGUUUUCGUGAAUAUCUCGGAACGAAAGAAAUUUGUCUAACCUACAUUGACGGAGCGACGCCGGUGCUAAGUGAAAGUUUAAAAACUAUGCUGUUUUUCUGCAGUCAUAGUUGGAUUUAACAAAAGCCAUUUAGAACCGCCUUUUGUCGCACAAACGGUUGUUGAGAAGAAUUUCUUUUAAGGACUGAAAAAUAAUUGGAAAAGUUCCGGUACACUUAUGGGAAAAUUCGCAGCUGUGUGACCCGAAAACUGUAAUAAAAAUAAACGAUUCCGCAAGAUUUAUCUUCAGGUUGGAGUUCGAUAUCUUAGGAUGAUUAAUAACUUGUAUGACGAGGGAUUUGCGAGGAUGGUUUUUGGCCGUUGAACGUUUUUGGUGUUGAGAAGUUUUUUGGUGUUCUUUAUGAGGGAAAGGCGGUCUUUUCCGAUAAGCAGCGACGUGGCGUUGAAGAGUGAUAAGAAUGGAACAGGGAAAGGGUUGGUGGUGAACUCUGUGAUCUGUGGUGUGGUGGAUGAACUGUCCAACGGGAGGAGCAGGCGUGGCUCGUGGGUGCGGCACGCAGUCAUGGGAGUGCUGCGGUGGAAGGAUUUGACAGGCGUCAGGACCAGCACGCCAACUGAACCAAAAGAGGUGUCGCGGAUCGAGAACCGCCGCACCGUGUCGCUCGGCGACCGGCUGCCGUACGGCGCGGACCCGCGCGUGCCGCCGGCGCACGGUACGGUCGCGCCAGCUUCACCCGGCGCGGCGGCGGCGCAGAGGAAGGUCGCGCUCGCAUGUCAGGCCAGCAGGAGACUGCUGGAGGACACGCUCGCUAAACCUGGAACCCCACCGACGAUAGUCCAGCCUCCCAAUGGAGGGUACUGGGUGGACGGCGUCGACGAGACGCCGGAUGAGGACCACGAGCCGCGCUCGCAGCCCGGGACUCCACGGCAGGCUGGUCGCCGACACAACAUCGACACAGAUGACAUCGCGAAGUAUUACAGACGAUUCUUCUUAGGCAAGGAGCACAUAAACUUGGUCGGCACAGACGAGAACUUGGGGCCAGUCGUGAUGUCCCUCAAGAACGAACACAUGGCGGGUCACGACCACACCAGGAUACUCCUCAGACUACGCACAGAGACCAUGCACGGACUCAUACCCACCACUAGAUCAGCAGCAAUGCCAUCGCCUUUAAAAAUGGCGAAGAUGCUUAACGACCAAGUGAACGUCGACAACUUCAUGGCGGUGAUGUGUCUCAACGCGUCAUCGCUGAUCUCAACAUACGACGAACACGUACUGGUCGCGACAUUCAAGUUCGGAGUACUGUACCAGAAGUAUGGACAGACGACGGAGGAAGAACUCUUCGGGAACAAUGAGACGUCGCCCGCGUUCGACGAGUUUCUAGAAAUGCUCGGGCAGAGGAUCAAGUUGAAAGACCAUAAAGGCUACCGAGGCGGUCUUGACAUCCAAAACGGCCACACUGGCACCGAAGCGGUUUACGAGCGAUUCUUCGACCGCGAGAUUAUGUUCCACGUCGCUCCCCUCCUACCGCACACGGCUGGCGACGCGCAACAGCUGCAGAGGAAGAGACACGUCGGAAACGAUAUCGUGGCGAUUGUGUUCCAGGAAAAGGCAACUCCGUUCACGCCAGACAUGAUCGCGUCCCAUUUCCUGCACGCCUUCAUCGUCGUCACGCCCGUGGAGACUAACGGCGGGGAGACCAGGUACAAGGUGGCCGUCACCGCUCGUGGGGACGUACCAUUUUUCGGGCCGACUCUCCCCCAGCCUGCGUACUUCCGCAAGGGGCGCGAGUUCAAAGAGUUCCUCCUUACCAAGCUCAUAAACGCCGAGAACGCGUGUUACAAAGCCGAGAAAUUCGCUCAACUCGAGCUAAGAACGCGAGCGUCGCUACUGCAGAAUUUGGCUGAUGAGCUGAAGAGCAAAACGGUGGAGUUCCUUGGUACGGGGGCGCGGAUGGAGCCCGGGGCGGUGUCUCCACAGCCGGAGGGUACGCCAAGGCAGGAGGGGCCCAGUACGAGGUUUAUUGAUACUGUGAAGAAGGCGUUCAUAUCGAAAGUCAGAUCACCGAGCGUAGACACGAAUCUCUCCGGCGACAGUAGCAAGAAUGUUCUGAACAAGAAAAUGAGCAGUAUGCAGGAUACACCCACCCCUAAUAGCGGCCGUUCCAAAACGUCAGUAGCGUCAUCCUCAGCGAGUGCGGUCUCAGUCCGAUCGGCCGGCGGCUCCGACGCCUCCAGUCCCGACGUGACGUCACGCGCCGCCGGCCCGCGGCCGCCCAUGCACGACCACAGCGACGACUCGAGCUUGAACUCCGUGGACUUGGACCCUCUUGACGACAAGGACUGGCUGAGUUGUGGUAAAAGUGCAACAGGUGGCGUGUACGUAGACAGCGACACAGGCCUAGAGUCCAUGUCAUCAGCGGAAGCGGGCGCGAAUCCGCGCGGAGAACCGCCCGCCGCUCCGCGCGCUGAUGCGGAACUGCUGAGACAAGAGGUCUGCAAGCUCAAGAACGAUAAGCUGGAUCUGUUGAAGCAGAAUAUUAGCUGGCAGAACGAAAUAAAAUGCCUACGCGAGAAAGAGAUGACGCUACAAGCGAAGCUGGACGCCGCCGCGCGCGAGCUGAGACGGCUGCGCGACCAGCAGGGCACCAUCAUCCCCAACCCAUCCACGCACGACUCCACCGCCUAAGCAACGAAUAUGCACCCUAUAAUUUACGGAAUACGAAACGUGGCGAUUGCAAAUUGUAACUUUGUUUUGCUUUACCAACUUAAUUUUGCGGCUGGUGAAAUUUUACCCAGAUACAAAAGCUGCGAGGUUUUGAGUUUGUCAUCCGCAAAAUAAGUUGGCAAUGAAGAUCGAACGGCUUUGUUUUACAUGCAGUACCAACUUAUUUUUGCGGCUAAUAAAGUUAUAACCAGUAACAAAUACUGUGAGGUUUUGCGUUUGUCAUCAGCAAAAUUAAGUUGGCAGAAGGAUAGCAUUAGUUUAAAGCAGUUUUUAAAUGUCUUGAUGGGCUUCAUUAAACUCAAUGUGUAGUUGAUGUGUCUUGCAGGAUAGAUUCUAUACCUACUUGCUCUCUAGGACGAAUUAUAUCUCGAAAAUAGAUAUAAUGACUGUCUUAAAUGGAUCUUAAUGUGAAUUUAGGUAUACAUUUACCUAAUUUUCUUGUGCAAUAUCAUUUCUGCUGCAAUAUAGUACUUAUACAAACACCAUGCUCUUGCUAUCCAUACAUGCGAGUACCGACUGGUAUUUAAAUAUUUUUUGAACCGUUAGGUUUAAAAAAUAUUUAUGAUUCUGGUCGGUAUUCGUAAAAUUCUAGAUAUACGUAUUUAAAACAUGGCUAUAUGUCGUUUGAUAUAUAAUAUACAGCACGUAUUGUAAGGUUUCUAUGACUAAUUUAGAGAGAAUAUGAUUCUAAUCUUUUAUAUGUUGUUAUACCAGAACUGUCUAUGCGAUCUUAUUUCCAAGGUUCGGUCGUACGUAUAUUUUGUAUCGACUUUCGA